AUGGAAAUCGCUCCUCCGGAGGCGGACACAGUGAGAUCAAACAAGACAUACGCAUUGCAGCACGAGAGAGACACUCAAGAUACAAUGGAUGCGCAAACAGUUCCGCGGUCAAUUCCUGGCAAUGAAAGCAGCAACAAUUAUCCGAAUACCAUUCCCCAAGAUGCCGAACCGCAGCCGUCUCUCGAUGCAACUACAGAACAGGUUUGGGUACAGCGUGCCCUCGCCGAAAUGACCGACAUGCUCCUCCUCCUACGUCCCGAUGGCACAGUUCUUUACGCUUCGCCCUCCUGCAAGUGGAUUACCGGAUACGAGUCGAAGCAGAUCGAACGUGACGCCCUAUCCCGCUUCAUUCACGAUGACGACAAGCCUGUCUUCACCUGUCAACUCGAAGAGUGCAUCGCCACGGCCCGUCCGCUCCGGUGCCAUUUCCGCUUCUACAAGCCGAAUAAUACCUUUUGCGUCAUAGAAGCGCACGGUCAUCCACAUGUCAAAGACGAGAAUAAUACCUGCAACGGUGUCUUCCUAGUCUGCCGGCCGUAUCCCACCAGGAGCUCGGCGCUACUCGAUUCCUUACUCGAACACAAGAUCGAAAACAUCCGGCUAAAUCAGCGCAUCUCACAACUCAGGGCGGAAGAGGAGGAAGAUUCAAAUGCAGGUCGACAGGCGUACCUCAAGCAAAACUCGGGAUCCUCUGCCCUGCGCCAGAACUUGCCUCCAUUCGCAUCUUACGAUGCGACCGGCUCAGGCGAGGAGAACGAGUCGUCCGAUACGGUCAACACCGAUGAUGGAGAACCGGGGUCGCUUCUUGAAAGCACUACGCGACAGGCACAAGACAUGGCCCACAUCGACGGAAUUGAGAUGAUGACAGGACUGCGUUACCGCGAGGGCGAGCGGUCUCAUGGUCUCAGCACGGGCAUGCGCCAAGGCUGUCUCGUCCAUUGCGAUAUUGAUAUAGCCACGAUUGAGCAGCAAGCUCAGAGCGCACAGGAGAUCGACCGAAGGAAAAGAUUGAAGGGAGAGUAUCUGUGUACAGACUGCGGGACCUCUGAUUCCCCGGAAUGGAGAAAGGGACCGGACGGACCAAAGACCUUGUGUAAUGCCUGCGGUUUACGCUGGGCCAAGAAAGAGAAGAAACGUCAGGAAUCAAACUGA
Aspergillus fischeri NRRL 181 is the source of this 1152-nucleotide messenger RNA. Its product is annotated as GATA transcription factor LreB. Gene Ontology annotation, biological process: regulation of DNA-templated transcription. The record is from RefSeq and is a predicted model, not a curated record. The coding region runs from base 1 to 1152 and encodes 383 amino acids. Gene Ontology annotation, molecular function: protein binding; zinc ion binding; sequence-specific DNA binding. NCBI's taxonomy places the organism in Eukaryota, Fungi, Ascomycota, Eurotiomycetes, Eurotiales, Aspergillaceae. The transcript has 2 exons.